Molecule: messenger RNA, 2865 nt
Organism: Triticum turgidum subsp. durum (durum wheat)
Lineage: Eukaryota; Viridiplantae; Streptophyta; Magnoliopsida; Poales; Poaceae
Source: the annotation of a GenBank genome assembly
AUGGAGAGUGUGGCACAGUCCAUCGUGAGCAAGUUCGGGCAGGUGAUAGUUGAAGAGCUCAAGGAGAUCCGCGGCCUGGGCGACAAGGUCGUCCACCUACGGGACGAGCUGGCGACCAUGAACGCCGUCCUCCGCGUCAUCUCGGAGGCAGACCAGGACUAUGUCGACCACAUAGUCCGGGAGUGGGAGAAUCAAGUGCUCGACCUCGUCUACGAUGCCGAGGACUGCACUGACACCUACUCGCUCCGCAUCGUCCGCCCCAUCCCGCCCCUCACACGGGAUGACGUCGGCGGCACACCGCUCACCUUCUGGGCCAGAUACUUGUUUGCCCGCGCCAAGCAUUUUGCCAAAUAUCACUAUGAGAAGCUUGUGCUGCAGCGCACUCUCGCUGCUGAUAUCAACACCCUCCUGGCCCGUACCACCAUCGUCAGCGAACGCCGCGCUCGCUACGACAUCAACAGUGUGGCGCUACCAAGAUCUACCCACCGCAACCAUUUCUUGGAGGCGUCUACCUAUGCCUCCGCGAAUGGCCUCCACCAUGACGACGACCCAGAUAAAUUUGUCGGCAUCACGGAACUGGCCAACACCCUGGCCUGGAAGAUCAAGGCACCGGUACUUGACAGGGAUGACCAUAUUAAGGCGUUGGUCCAUGAUGAGAAUGACAAGAGUCUCAAGGUGUUCUCCAUUGUGGGGUUCGGAGGGCUGGGGAAGACAACCCUGGCCAUGGAGUUGUGUCAGCAAUUGGACGUGGACUUCCCCUACCAGGCGCAGGUGUCCGUGUCACAAGGGUUCAAUGUGGAGAAGGACAUGAAGGGGCUGCUGGUACGAGUGCUCCAGCAGAUCCUCAAGGCUAACCAAACCUACCAGGAAGAGGAGGCCCAAAUCGACAAGAUGAAUGUGAAAGAGCUAGCUAGCAAGAUCAAGGAGCUCCUCGAUCACAAGAGGUGUCUCAUUGUGGUCGAUGAUGUAUGGAGCCUACCAGCCUGGGAAGCUAUCAGCAGCAAAUUGCCAGAAAAAAAUUGCGGUAGCAGAAUCAUUGUGACGACCAGGAUAGAGGCGGUGGCCAAGGCGGCUAGUGGCUACUUUGUCCAUCAUAUGAAGCCCCUGAAACCAAAGGCUAGUAAGGAAUUGUUCAUGAAAAGAGUAUUUGGCUCCACAGAGAAGGGUACUUGCCCCAUGGAACUUAAAGUUUUCAUGGACAUGAUUUUGGAUAAAUGUGGUGGAUAUCCGUCCACCAUCAUUGGAAUCGCCAGCCUUCUAGCAAGCUAUUGCUCGGCGAAGAACAUAUAUAUGUGGGAAAGAAUUUCUAUAUCAUUUCUUUCUCAUACGGGGAUUACCUUCGAGGGGAUGAGGCAGCUGACUGAAUUCAGCUAUGACAACCUGCCUCGUCAUCUCAAGGCUUGCAUGAUGUAUCUAUGCAUUUUCCCGGAGGAUUAUGUGGUUGCCAAGGAUAGGCUGCUAUACAAAUGGAUUGCUGAAGGAUUGGUCACUGAGAGGAGGGGGCUGACAUUAUGGGAGGUCGCAGAAGAAUACUUCAACGACCUGAUAGGUAGGGACAUGAUUCAGCUAGAAAAGAUUGUGUCCAGGGUAGGGCCUUAUGGUGAAAGAGUGGAGAUAGAGGGGUGUAGGGCGCAUGGCAUUGUCCUUGAGGUCAUGGUGUCAAAAUCCAAGCAGUCUAACUUUGUUACCUUGGUAGGGCAGCAAUACAGAGGAACGCCACAUGGACAUGACAAGGUUCGUCGCCUCUCCAUCCAUGAUAAUGACCAGGGCCUCCAGAAAGUUGAGGCGAUGAAACUACAACAUACCCGGUCAUUGACCACAUUUCAGCAUGCUGAUGGCCUUGGCAAGCUGCUCGAUCGUCUAGGAGAGUUCAAGUUGCUAAGGGUACUUGAUCUGGAAGAUUGCAAAUCCCUGCAAAACAAGCACAUGAGAGAUGUAUGCAGUCUGUAUCUUCUCAGGUUCUUGAGCUUGAGGGGUACAAAUGUCUCAGAGAUGCCUCGCAAAGUUUGCAAUCUAGAGCACUUGGAGACUCUUGACAUAAAGAACACGCACAUCGGGGGGACGCUGCCACAAACUGUGACAAAGCUGAGCAAACUAGAGCGCCUAUGGUCCAACUGCUGGCUUCUGCCACGGGGGAUAGGGAACAUGAAGGCACUGCGCGAGGUGGACACUGGAGGUCUCACAGGCAACGACAUUAUGGUUGCCCAAGAGAUUGGUAAGCUGACACAGUUGCAGGUGCUAAGUAUCCGAAUCGAUGACCAUGUCGAUAAGGAUUUUUUGUGUGCACUUGCCUCCUCCCUCAGCAAUACAUGGAGUCUCCAAUCGCUCAAUCUGGAAAACCGGGGGGGCAGUUGGGAGUUUCUCCUUGGCGUCUCCAUGGUGCUGCCACUCCUCCGGUGCCUUAGUUUGUAUGGAAACAUUAGCCAACUGCCCGACUGGAUCUCAUCACUCACACUCCUCAGGAAAAUUGAAGUGGGACGGACAGAACUUGCUGGUGACCAGUUAUUUGGUGUCUUGUGUAAGCUGCCCAACCUGCAGAGCAUCCAACUGGUGUAUAUUAAGUGGGAACAUGGAGAACUGGUCGCACGCCCUGAACACAGCUUCCCGGUGCUGAGGAUCUUGGAGGUGCUUGGAUGUCCCACCGUGCUCACAUUCGAGAAAGGAUCAAUGACAAAGCUCGAGACGCUUGUAUUGCGGUUUGUUGCCACGGAGACGAGGAUUGUUGGGCUCGAGAACUUGGAGAAACUUAAAGAGGUCAAGCUUAGUGGUUGGAAAGGCAACCCGGCAAUGAAACGUGCAGUGGAGCAGCUCAAGGCUCUCUCCACUGAGUCCAAUCCGAUCAAAGUUGUAGUGGACUGGAGCUGA